CAAUUGCUCUUAAGAUACAUUUUUAUCAAAACUAUGAAAGUGUUGCCAAUUGUGAGCAGUCAUUUUGGAUAAUGAGGUAGCAGGUGAGUUUGGCAGAUCAACAGCACAGAAGGAGCCAGUUUUCUAGUGACCUUGGAGCUGCCAUGCUCGCCCUGAAGUACCUGCGUCCAGGAGAGGAAUCUUCUUCCAUCCCCUUGAAGCCACUGGUAUUUGUGGUAGUGUUGUAUCUUUCUUUUUCCCUUAUGUGUGUCUGUAACAAAGAUGGCACUGAGGAAUAUGCUGAGGUACCCAGCCCUCCGGCUUCCAUGUUCCGGAAUCUAUCACUUAGAUCUUUGCUCAUAGAGCCCAGAGUUCCAGAAUACCCAGUGCAUGGUGAGUCUGGAGCAAGGAGUCAGCUAGUAGGGCUUGUGGUGGAUGUCAUAAUGCGAGCCUGGGGCACAGUGAUCGUGAUCCUGACCAUGCUGAUGGUUGCCACUGUGGAUACCAAGAUCUAUGGACGCUGCAACCUGGCAAUGAAGCUGGAGAAAGCGGGCCUCAACGGCUUCCUUGGCUACAGCAUUGGAGACUGGCUGUGCGUGGCACACUAUGAAAGUGGCUUUGACACCUCCUUCGUGGACCACAAUCCUGACGGCAGCAGUGAAUAUGGCAUUUUUCAGCUGAACUCCGCCUGGUGGUGUGACAAUGGCAUUACACCCACCCUGAACCUCUGUCACAUGGAGUGUCGUGACCUUCUCAACCGCCAUAUUCUGGAUGACAUCAUGUGUGUCAAGCAGGUGGUGUCCUCACGGAAUGGUAUGAAUGCCUGGGAUUCUUGGACCCGGCAUUGUUAUGGCCACGAUUUAUCUGAAUGGCUCAAGGGGUGUAAUAUGCAUGCAAAACCUGAUGCAAAAAUAAUGACUUCAUGACAGAUUCCCAGAGAGAAAUUGUAUUUUCCUUUUUGUGGAUUUAAUAAAGGAUGAUACCUAUAAACAAUG
Hipposideros armiger (great roundleaf bat) is the source of this 974-nucleotide messenger RNA. It is a transcript of the gene SPACA5, whose product is annotated as sperm acrosome associated 5. Gene Ontology annotation, biological process: fusion of sperm to egg plasma membrane involved in single fertilization. NCBI's taxonomy places the organism in Eukaryota, Metazoa, Chordata, Mammalia, Chiroptera, Hipposideridae. Gene Ontology annotation, molecular function: lysozyme activity. The transcript is spliced from 5 exons. The coding region runs from base 144 to 905 and encodes 253 amino acids. The record is from RefSeq and is a predicted model, not a curated record. Gene Ontology annotation, cellular component: acrosomal vesicle; sperm flagellum.